Molecule: messenger RNA, 1589 nt
Organism: Triticum dicoccoides
Lineage: Eukaryota; Viridiplantae; Streptophyta; Magnoliopsida; Poales; Poaceae
Exons: 1
Coding region: 113-934 (273 amino acids)
Source: RefSeq, a predicted model, not a curated record
UGGGGCCGGCACCUGGCAUUCGGAGAAGGCGCGGUGCGUCGUGCUCGACGGGGACUGCGGCAUCGUCGGGUACCGCCAAUCCUUCACCUACGAGCCCAAGAACGGCUGGCUGAUGCUCGAGUUCAGCCAACAAGAACCCCGCCGCGGCGAGGCCAUGCCCGUCCUCUGCAAAAUCUACCAGAAGCGUCGUGCCGGCCGGUCCGCCUCGAAGACGAUUUCGUCUGGGUCGUCGUCGAUGUCGGGAUCCAAGAGGAAGGCGGCGGCCGCGGACGAGCGCUCCGUCGAGGGUUCCUCGGCCCGCGUGAGGCGAUUCCUGCAGUUCCGUCCGCCUCCUGCCGCACCAAAUCCGCCCGCACUGUUUGCUACAUCGGGGAUUCAAGAAGCGUUCUUGCUUUCAGUCGAGCGGCCGCAGGCAGAGCAAGAACCAGAGGAGCCGCAAGAACCGCCGGUACGCAUAGCACACACAGCCACACCGCUAAUUCCCAGCUUCUCCAUGGCCGCCGACCACGCCCUGACCUUCGACCGCACCACCUUCCUCCGCCCCGCCCAAGAUUGGCCCAUGCCGAUGCCAGUGAAUUCGGACCUGAGCGACACGUCGACGGCACUACUGGGCAAUUAUGGCUUCGUCUCACCAGCCACCUCCGAGCUGAGCAGCUACAAUGCUACGACACCCUUGAGAGAUAACACCGGCGCUUGGGCCUUUCAGCCGUCCGCCCUGACCUCCUCCUAUGACACCACCUUCCUCCUCCCUGGCCAAGAUUGGGCCACACCAGAGUCGUCACAAGUCAGUGAGGCAUCGACGCUGGACAGCUACGGCUGCUUCUCGCCCGACCAUGCCACAUCCAGGCUCACCACACAGCCGAUCAGCAAUGGCACCGGCUAUUGUUGGUCUUUCCCGCAGUACAGCGAGCUAUCGGCAAUUUUUGGCGCCUGAUUGAAUGCUUUGAUACGCUUCCACGCUAGGCUGAGAGGAGUGUGGGUAUGCCUCCUUUAGUUUGUAGGGAUUUUUUGCCAUACUCGAUUGUUUUCAGCAGCAACUCUGCUUUCUGUUGGAACUGAGGCUUGGUUCAGUUAACCGACAUCUUAGCGGUCCUCCGGCGAUGUAACUGGGAUGCACACAGCACACAUAGCUGUGGAUCCUUCGUUGUGCACUCUUCCUAUAGCCGUGGUUUAAUACAAGAGUUUACUUUUUAGGCCUCCAAUUGAUUUAGUUUUUUAGAUUAUUGUGCUUUUGUUGCUACUGCACACACACUGAAUAAUUCAGAAAUGGAGCGCUUCUUGUUUACCUGGCCCACGCAGCGUUAUAAGGUGAAGAACUUUUUAAGCAAGGGGCCUCGUAGUCUCCUACUCGUAUGUUUUUGGGGUGAUGAUUCUUAAAUCUUAAUGUGGUCUAUCCUUCAUUAUGAAAACAAAGCAGCACAUCAAGCGAUUUGCACGUUUUCACCCAGUUGGUUAAUCUGGGUAGAACAAUGGUUUUCCUUCUGCGUAUCUGAAAAUGAAAAAGUUCAGUGCUCUAAGUGAUACUCACAUACUGCCUCCGUCCGAAAAAGCUGGUCCCAAGCCAAAUGGAUGUAUCUAGCACUAACUUG